Messenger RNA from Colletotrichum chrysophilum, 1512 nucleotides. RefSeq lists its product as uncharacterized. Gene Ontology annotation, molecular function: oxidoreductase activity, acting on CH-OH group of donors. The transcript has 2 exons. NCBI's taxonomy places the organism in Eukaryota, Fungi, Ascomycota, Sordariomycetes, Glomerellales, Glomerellaceae. The coding region runs from base 1 to 1512 and encodes 503 amino acids. The record is from RefSeq and is a predicted model, not a curated record.
AUGGUAGAAUUCUGGCUUCCCGCUCAUUUCCAAAAUCUUCCGCUCCCAUUCAAAACCGUGCUGGGUGGGCCAUCAGAGACCUUCCCAUGGACGCUAUCCAAGAAGACUUUCAGUGAUCCACUGCUUAAAUACUGCCAUGGAUCUUGCCCCUUCUUUGGGGGACGAUCAUUGUUCUGGUCCGCUUGGUCUCCUCAGCCCAAGGUAGAGGACAUGCGAGACUUUCCAAAGGAGAUGGUCGAUUCAACCAAGAAGCCGGAGUUCUGGGAUCGUGCUAGGGACCUUCUUCACGUUACAGGGGCCGACAAGAUCGGAGAUUCCGUGUAUUCGGGUCUUCAGCGAGAAAUUGACCAGAGACUGAAGGACCGCCUACGAGAAGUCAAGACCGCCGAAUACAGCGAGCCUGCUCAGCUUGCAGUCGGCCGGGCCUCUGUGACCUCUAACCUUCGGUUCAACAAGUUUUCCACACCUGCGCCAUUGUUAAAGAUAUACGAGGAGCAAAAGUCCAAGAAUGCGGCGUCUCUCGAUAUUCUCCUGAACUGCACUGUCAAAACGCUAGGUGCGGUUGACGAUGAUGGAGGCCAUGUUCAUGCGAUCGAAACCACUCGAGGAACGAUUACAUGGCAAGGCGACAAUACGAAAGUGAUUCUCUGUGCAGGUGCUUUCCCUGCCGCAACCAUACUCCUCAACAGCUUCUCGGAAUGCCGCAAAACCGUUGGUAAGCGGGUGUCAGGCCAUUUCUUGACGCACAUAGUUGCGCGAGCACCGCUAUCUGCGUUCAAGUGGCAUCCUGUGGGCAGCAAACCUAAGGAUCGCAGACUGGAGAUCGCCGCCCACUAUCUGGCCGGCAAGGAUCCGACCAGCGGCCAGCAGUAUCAUGUCCAGAUCACAGCUAUUCAGAGCCCGCACCCGAAAGAGGAUGCAGAGGAUGCGGCUCGCGAAUGCCCGGACUACGCCGCUGCCGCGACUUAUGAGCAGCUGGAACACUCAACAGAGCAUGUCGUCUUUGUGUGUGCGACCCUCGGCGAAUUUUCCGAGCUCAACCAGGAGAACUGGUUUAAGAUGGACCCUAGCAACCCGGAUGUGACUACGAACAUGAAGCUGCAAUACACCCUCACCAAGUCCGACCGACAUCUUUGGGAUACUAUGGAUGAAGCGACCUACCAAACAAUUGAGCAGAUGGCCACCCCGGACGGGUCCGAAUCGCCCGCUGAGGGUCUCGAGUACUGGCAUAUCGACGAACAUGAGCCCAACAAAGGAUCGUGGAAGCCGGCUCAUCCGAAACAAUCAGAGAUCCGUAUCCCAGGCAUUGUCCAUGAGACGAGCACCGCCUUCAUGGGUUCAGACCCAUCGGAUGGCAGUUCAGUUGGACCAAAAUAUAACGUUCAUGGUUUUCCAAACGUGUAUGUCACUGGCGGUGCUCUGUUCCCGACCGCAGGAAGCUGGAACCCGACCCUGACGAUGUGUGGGUUUGCUCAGGAUCUGGCGAGGCAGCUGGAGAAGGGACGCCACUAA